AGUCUCCUUUCUUUCGAGAACGAACAAGACAGCUUUUGACGAAUGCCUGCGCCUGGAUGCAAAGGCAACAGAGGGGAUCCUUGAGUUGUUGCCGGUCUUGCUGGUCCCUUCUCAGGGGGCAUGUGCAUCCGACAUCUUCCUUGUUUCCUGGCCCCUUGACAUGUUGCGCAUCCCCUUUGUUGUCUCCCAUUAACAAGCGCGUGCUUUUACGCUCAGUGGCCUAGUCAUAUGCAGCUGCUAGUAUCGCGAAAGUCCCUAUUGCAGCACCGCUUACCUAAAUUUGCAGAAAGUGUGCGCAGUCCCUGGAAAUCGUUCUUUGUCUUUGUACGUUGGUCGCCUGCGGGUUCCUCUCUCGACGUAGGAGGGAACAGUGCAUGCUCUGUCCGUUGCCGCCCCAGAGGUUUUCAAUUGCCGUGCCAUAAAGUGUGCCACACACGAAAAAAGCACACGGCUUGCGCCAUAGCACAUCCGGUAUCAGAGGCGUUCCUACUAACGCAUGAGACAACGCCGAAGGCCUGCUGACGAUUCUCACCUAAAAUCGGUGUUAGUUUACAAUAAUGUCGUCGCAAGCUUCGGCUAGAACCGGGCUGAGCCCGGCAGAGGAGGCAUUUCUGUCUUACGACUGGGCAAAGAGCGCGAAAUGGCAAGCGUACCUCGACAGCUUAUAUCCCACUCCACCGCUGAACAAGAUGAUGAAGUGGAAGAAGAAAUUCUUCAAGACACACGAGGACCCAACAUUCGUUCCGGAUUCCCCCGCUCUGGCAGCUGCCCUGAAUGAGGAGGAUCCAUCGAACGCUCAGCAGUCGCACACUCAACCUCCAUCGUCGGGAACAAGCGGAAAUGUGCCAACAUAUUCGUAUUCUCAGCCUUCUCAGAGAUUCUCCCCACCGGCACGAAGGUCCUUCCUCCGAUCCAAACUUCUUCCGCCACUCUGUGCUGUGGGUCUCGUCGUCGGUGUCAUCCUUUCUUUACUUUCAGUCUUUACACCUCGUCAGGACUCCGAGCCGUCGACGCGCCCCGGACUGACGGGUUCCAGUGUGCUCUUCGUAUCGUUUCUUCUGCACGUGUACAUCGUCUUGGGAGGCCCGCCAGUUCGCUUCUCAAAUUUCACGGAGUCAAUCAGUACAAACCUCCCGCCGUACGUCCAGCAAGCUCUGCACUUGGAUGCUGCUCACGCAAUCUUCUACUUGCUGUUCACGGCGUCAAUGCCUCCCUCGCUUCCGGUCACCCUCUCUCCAGCCAUUUCAGCCCUUCUCGUCUUCUCCACUUUGAUGGGAGAAGGAGACGGCAUUCCAGUCGUUGUCAAAACCAACUCCCUCGUGCUCAAGGCCAUUACGAAGGUGCAGAUGAAUAGAAUGCUCCUCAUGCAACAGCGUGCCGACGUCGAAGUCUUCUUUGGCGUCUUCUUCAUUGUGUCACGGAUUUUGACUCUCAAUUUUUCGGUCUCCCACAGCAUUAUUCCCAUUUUCCUUUACUUCCACCUCUUCCGAAUUCGCUACUCUACAUGCGGUUUCACGCACACUACGUUCCGGCGAAUUGAUGCCUUCAUUUCUGGACUCGUGUACAAGCCGAUGUGCCCGCCAUUUGUUGCCUCUUUAUACCGUCGGGUUCAGACACUGUGCAAGGCCCUGGUAAAUCCUCAGACUACGUCGCCAACUGCAGCCGCGCAACAGCGCUGCGUCAUUCAGUGAAGUUGAAAGGCUUGUGACCUUCAUCUUUUGCGACAGUGCCGACAUUUAGAAUGUUUGUGACCCGUUUCCGGUCGGAAGCCGAUCACAUGCAGGAUCGGGAACAGUGCUACGGGCCCGCGGAACUCGGUCUUGUGCAUGCGUGAACUCUUGUGUGUACGCCUACGUGAUCGCAGUAUCGGCUUAGAAAACAAGCGCCAGGUUAAUCGUGUCGGGGGAUUCC
Molecule: messenger RNA, 1911 nt
Organism: Toxoplasma gondii ME49
Lineage: Eukaryota; Apicomplexa; Conoidasida; Eucoccidiorida; Sarcocystidae
Exons: 8
Coding region: 558-1691 (377 amino acids)
Biological process (GO): endoplasmic reticulum tubular network organization; membrane organization
Cellular component (GO): endoplasmic reticulum; membrane
Source: RefSeq, a predicted model, not a curated record